GCACCAGCAGGUUAAAAGAGGAGAGACUGAAGUGAAAGAGAAAGGGACACAAUUCCAUAAAUUGAUCCUGAUUUAUACUGUAGGAUUAACUGCUAUUUGAAUUUUUGUCUGCAUGUAUUUCAUAAAGGACUGAAAAGCAUUUCUACAUUAUUAAAAGAAGUGAACUGUGAACUAUCUUAUUUAUGAUGUCUUGUUUAUUGGGAUACAACACAGCCGUAACCAUCCGGGUUACAGUAUUAUAGACUAUUUUAACAGAAUUAUACUUCAACUACAUGUACUUUAACAUGUAAAACUUCAUACACUAGAGUAUCAAAAUUGGCGACAGGUUCAUUUCUAAUGUUUUGAAACGUUGGCCUAUGGUUGAAAAGUUUUAUGGCACAUCUUGUGUUUGAAUUUAUUUGUGUUUCAGUGUUAAUUUUAACUUCUAAGGUUGAUAAACUUUUGGAUCUAGCUUUAUUUCUUUCAUAUUUCACAAGAAAUAUACUUGAACGAUUUGAACAAAAAGGUUUUAACAUUAUAAACAGUAACAAAAUGGCAACAGGUUCAUUGUCUUCGGUUCCAAAACGUUUGCGUAUGGUUGAAGACUUUUCUUGCACACGUUGUUUAGAGCAGAAUCUUACGGAAUCUGCAGACAUUUAUUGUGAAAAAUGUUUAAGGUUUUAUUGUAAAAAAUGUGUUAUCCUGCAUAGUCAGUUUUUUACAAAACAUAUGACAUGUGGAAGGGAGGAUAUUAAGAAAUGGCCAGUUUCUAAGACGGUGGAAGAUUUUCUCAGGAAGUGUGAGGUGCAUGAGGAUGAAACACUGACACAGUUUUGCCAUGACCACAGUCAGCUGUGCUGCUCUGCAUGUGUUGGAACAAUUCACAGCCAGUGCCGAGAAGUGACCCAGAUUUCGGAGCUGACCAACUCGCAGCCCUCAGGCCUAGAGGGGCUGUCAGUGGAGCUGGAAACUGUUCUGGGGGAAAUUAAAACCCUGCAGAUCAGUCAGGAGGCCAGCAUUCAGUCAUUGCAGAGAACAUACAAUGAACAUAGGGAAGUUAUGAUAGAGCAAAUGUGUGGCAAUUUAAAUACUUAUAUAGAUAAAUGUGAUAAUAAUUCUGUGGGAACAUCAGGCGGAAAUAAGCAAUAUUUAAAAGAAGAGAUGUGUAGGAAUGUUGUUUCUAUCUUGAAUGAAUUCGAUAAUAUUACUGCGAAGGAACUUAACGAGAUGAAAGAUGAAGUUAUAAGCAUUAAAGGGUCAGUUGCAAGUUCUAUUCAUAAAUGCACCAGUCUUCACAAUGACUUGUCACAAUUCCAUGAAAUUGUUCAGAAAAUUGGAGAUCAUAAGGAGCUCUGCCUUAUAGCCAGCAUAAAAUGUAAGCAUAUAAUACAGCAGGCACUGACUCUGCUGGGAAAGUCAGGCAAGGUGUUUAAUGUCCAGAGUAAUACUAAGCACAAUGUGAGCAUACCAAGUGAUUCAUAUUCAUGUCUUAUCACAGGCAUGUGUGUUCUGACUGAUGGGCAGGUGCUGGUUGCAGACUAUUCUAAUAAGAGGUUCAAGCUGCUGAACCAGCAGUACCAGGUGGUGAGUCACUGUGGUGUGACUGUAUAUGUAAGUGACAUGUGUCAGAUCACACCCAGUGAGGUUGCAGUGGCUGUGGAUGAUAAUGAUAGCAAAACACAUAAUGUCCAGUUUAUUACAGUCACCCAGAGCCAGCUCACUCUUGGUAGGAAGCUUGAGUUACAACAUGGAUGUACAGGUAUUGCCUGCCAUCAGGGAGAACUGUUUAUCUGCUCUGGUACUGCUCUGUUCAAGUACACAUUAUAUGGCAAACAGCUCUGCAGACUCUAUGAAGAUAGGUCAUUUAUUAUUAAUACAGAAACUGUGUUCCUGGGAGAGAGAGACUUUCUGACCCUGUCUUAA
Molecule: messenger RNA, 1902 nt
Organism: Dreissena polymorpha
Lineage: Eukaryota; Metazoa; Mollusca; Bivalvia; Myida; Dreissenidae
Exons: 4
Coding region: 373-1902 (509 amino acids)
Molecular function (GO): protein binding; zinc ion binding
Source: RefSeq, a predicted model, not a curated record